This is a messenger RNA of Cuculus canorus (common cuckoo), 1034 nucleotides long. RefSeq names its product probable DNA double-strand break repair Rad50 ATPase. The transcript has 2 exons. The coding region runs from base 416 to 796 and encodes 126 amino acids. NCBI's taxonomy places the organism in Eukaryota, Metazoa, Chordata, Aves, Cuculiformes, Cuculidae. The record is from RefSeq and is a predicted model, not a curated record.
AGUCCCUCCACGUCUGAAUCUUCUGGAGUCGGGCAACGUGAACCCAGUCCCUCCACAUCUGGACCUCCUGGGGUCAGGCAGGUUUGUACACGCUAAGAUUUUAAAUCAGAGUCUUCCCUUGAGGAUUCUCUUCCACCCCAAUGUGAAAUAAGACUUUUCCAUGAAUAAUGCCAAAGGCAGAGUUCUGGAGAACUCGUUUCUACUCUGAGGUCAGGCUGGUGCCUGUCCUCUUCUGGGGAUCCAAAAUGCUGCCCCAUCUCCUGUUUUGAGCUCAUUUCCUAAGAUCUGACAAUGUGUGUUCUUUAACUUUGAAUAGGCAAAAGGUGUCAGAGGCUGGACACCAGUGGCAGGGUUGGCUUCAUCUUCCCUCGUCAGCGAUGGGAGUCACAGACCAUCGGAACGUCUCAAGGUACAAAUGUUGCUGAGAGAACGCGACCAAGGCCUCAAUGCAUGUGAACACCCAUCUGAGGGGCUGGAGACCAACCCGAGCUCAUAUCUGCAGGUGAGCAAAGCUGGAAGAAGAGAAAGAAAACUGGAGAAGGAGGUGGGAGAGCUGAGAAAAGCCCUGCAGGAAAAAACAACAGCUAUAGAGAAGGCAGACGCUGAAUUACAUGAGGCCCAGAGGCAGAUAGUGGAGCUGCGUGCUCUGCAGCUGAAGGAAGAACAGAGGAGCAAAGACACCAUCAGGAAGGUUGAAAGGCUGCAGAAACAACUGUCCCAGCUCCAAAGGGAAAAUCGUUCCCUCCGUGAGCAGUUGGCAGAGAUGGAGAAGAUCGGCAGAGAGCGAAUGGGAUGAGGUCCUUGUGUGGGAGUCCAUCCCCUGCGUUGGUUCUGGUUUGGUUGGAAUGGCAGGCCUCGAGGAGUCCUUACAGACAGCCGGGUGUAGAGAAUGCUGCAGCAAAGACCCCCUUUGUGGGGGUCUUCUGACACCAGCCAGACCCCCACAAAGGUUCAGUCUCAGUAUCUCCCGAAAAGAAGACGCUGGGAACAGCAUCUUCAUUAAAAGGUGACAUUUAUUGGGUUGUCUUCACGGG